Molecule: messenger RNA, 2445 nt
Organism: Gambusia affinis (western mosquitofish)
Lineage: Eukaryota; Metazoa; Chordata; Actinopteri; Cyprinodontiformes; Poeciliidae
Product: brain-enriched guanylate kinase-associated protein-like
Exons: 8
Coding region: 347-2386 (679 amino acids)
Cellular component (GO): synapse
Source: RefSeq, a predicted model, not a curated record
CUCUUCCUCCUCCAUUCAGUUGGCGGCUCUACCCCUCUCUCCGUUUUCUCCUCUCCGCUGAGUCUCCAGUCAGAAUUGGAGGAGCCUUUUUUCCUGAAUGCAAUAAGCUCGAGGAGGGAUCCACAGACAUGAUUUUUGUGAUCUUAUCUUUCCGAAAAUGAGGCGAAAAGCUGCUAAGCGGGUCAUCACAGAUAGCCGGCAACUAUCUGGCUCCCCAGGCAAGACUUAAAGCUUUGACUAUUGGUAUGCGGUUAGAAUUCAAACCUCGGCUCAGCAUUCAGUUGAGCAGCAACAGCAGCAGACGUUACAGCCGCACACACAUGCAAGCUGAGGCAGAGCAAAAACUAUGAAAAAGAUAUAUAUUGGCAAAACAGCCCUGAAAAGCCAGAGAAAUGGAUGCAAACAUCCAAAAAGAAGCUCUUUCCAUGACCACAAGGACGACCUUCGCAAGCGCCUGUCGUACACCACACACAAACUAGAGAUGGUAGAGACAGAGUUCGACUCCACCCGGCAGUACCUGGAGACGGAGCUGCGGCGCGCUCAGGAGGAGCUGGAGAAAUUCACAGAGAAGCUGCGCAGGAUCCAAAGUAGUUACUCGUCUCUUCAGAGGAUCAACCAGGAUUUAGAGGACAAGAUGUGCAGAACGUCUCAGCACCAUGAGGAGGAAAAGCGAGCGCUCAGCCGGGAAAUCAUUGUUCUCAACAAUCACCUGAUGGAGGCAAAGAUCACCAUCAAUAAACUCAGAGAGGACAAUGACCUGUACAGGAAAGACUGCAACCUGGCCGCCCAGCUGCUGCAGUGCUCCAAGUCUCACUACAGAGCUCACAAAUCAUCUGAGCUGCCGCUGGACUUCCAGGAACGCAUCAGCUCCUACAUGGAGAAACAUAGCCGGGGUAGAGGAGCCACCAUAGCAAUGUGUCACCCUAACUACCCUGAAGAAGUGCCCACAGCCGUAAUUGCCAAGGUCCUGGAAAAGCCUGAACCUGGAAGAGAUUCCCCUGUAACAUGCCCUGAAAGCUCCCACAUUCUGGAUGGUGACUUUCUAAUAGGAACAGGAAGCAACGAACACCUGAACCGCCGCAUUUCGUACAAGACAUCGGACCUGUACUGCAGCGAUACCGCCCUGUAUUGUCCUGAGCGAUGGCAAGACACAGAACGCAGGCAAAGCGUUGACCUCCAUGGCACUGCCCUGCUUCAGCUGCAUGCUCAGACCUCCUUAGACAGUAACCCAGAUGAUGAUCCUUUCCAGUCCGGCAGCUUCUCCCACCAUGACCCCCCAGCGUCUUUCCACCAGCAUGACGAGUUUGGCACUGGCAGCUUCCCGGCCUCGAGUUCAUACUCCAGCUUCAGCCUCGCAUCGGAUGAGAAGGGAGCAGUUAGCGGAGGCUGUGGGCGCGCUGCCAGCAGCACCUUAUCCUCGUCCCACCAGGGUCUUUACAUAGAUUGGCGAGAUGGUGGCAGUGGGGACUAUGAGCGCAAGAGCUUGUCUUCGUAUGACAAAGAAGUUCCCGGGUUCUCCAAGUCGCACAGCAUUCAGCAUAUGGUGACUACUAGGAGUCCCCAGAAGGGUACGUCACCGUCGUACACAAGGACAGCUUCGUGCUUCAGUGAACCAUACCACUCCAGUUCCCCUCGCCUCGCCUCGUCCCGCAGCAUGGGGUCUACAACCGGACUGGGCCAGGCUCAAGGUGGAGCUUCGGAUAGCAGAAAUGACGUACCUGAGGAUGACUUGAGUGUCCGCUGGAAACAGCUCAGCGUGGAGGACAUCCACACUUUCUCGUCUUAUCGCAACAUUGCAGGGCGGAUCUCACCAUACAGCUUCUCUGAGCGACAGUUUGCAAUGGGCCCUUCCAGUAAACUCAAAGAGUCUCUCUACAGCAGCUUCCAAGAAGGAGAUGACGUCUUCCACAGCCACAUGCUUGACCAGUGUUUUUCUAUUGGCUCCCUUUCACCCAGCCACAAUCCGAAACCCAAGGAGCAUCGCAAGUCAGAGAAAACCUCUGUGCUGUACCGAGCCAAGAAUGACAGUCAAGACUCCGAGGGAAGUCUGUUCCUCUCAGUAAGCUCUAAAGACAAGGAAAGCAGUGGGGCCGCAACAACUGCGAACAGUGCAAAGAAGGACUACGUAAACCUGAGCGUGGACAGCUCGGCCGAGUCCUUACACCACAGCUCACUGGAAGCCUCGAGUCUUCAGCACUACCCGGCACCAAGGCCAACGAUCCGUCCUCGCCCGAGUUCCAGUUCCGCUCUCAGCGUAGGCCCCGCACUCCCAAAGAAGACUUCUCCAAGGUACCAAAAAUUUGGGAGCACAGGAUUGACAAGGAAGGACAGCUUGACCAAGGCGCAGCUCUACGGAAAGGCCACCAGUAUGCUGCUAGCACAGUGAGGAGCUAAACACCAACUUCUGUUUAAAGGGCAUAUGCCACCGAGAAUAUUAUCAAAAAC